AUGGACGUGCUUGGCAGCGUGAAGGUGAAGCAAGUGACGCCCGUCUCCGAGAAGCAGGCCGCCAAGACGCUCGAGAAGUUCCUCGCCACGCACCACGACGAGCUCGAAGCGGACAAGCUCAACCUCCAGCUCAUCCUCGAGCACCUCCAGAAGCAGUAG
This is a messenger RNA of Saprolegnia parasitica CBS 223.65, 159 nucleotides long. RefSeq lists its product as hypothetical. NCBI's taxonomy places the organism in Eukaryota, Oomycota, Saprolegniomycetes, Saprolegniales, Saprolegniaceae. The coding region runs from base 1 to 159 and encodes 52 amino acids. The transcript is spliced from 2 exons. The record is from RefSeq and is a predicted model, not a curated record.